This is a messenger RNA of Thermothelomyces thermophilus ATCC 42464, 1926 nucleotides long. RefSeq lists its product as uncharacterized. The coding region runs from base 181 to 1806 and encodes 541 amino acids. Gene Ontology annotation, molecular function: transmembrane transporter activity. Gene Ontology annotation, biological process: transmembrane transport. Gene Ontology annotation, cellular component: fungal-type vacuole membrane. The transcript is spliced from 2 exons. The record is from RefSeq and is a predicted model, not a curated record. NCBI's taxonomy places the organism in Eukaryota, Fungi, Ascomycota, Sordariomycetes, Sordariales, Chaetomiaceae.
AACUAACGUCAGCAGGGAACUUGAGGGGCAAUCGAGGAUGCAACGUCACGUAAACCCAUAUUAGCAUUGAUUAGUUAUUAUGCUCUCUCGCUUUCCUUUGGUAUCACCUUGGUUAUUAAACUUCCGACUCGAUCCUUAACAACCCCGUCCCCUCCUUCUCUGAUUAGUUCAUAACGUUCAAUGGCGACAUCAUCCCACGAUUCAAUCCUGCUUGCAACGCGGCCGGGCGGAUCCGGGCCACCGGCCCCGGCCCCGUCACCGGCCCCGGCCCCGGCCUUGCCGCCGAUAUCCCGCAAGAAGCAAGCGGCGGUGCUCUUCUCGGCUUUCAUGACCACUGCUCUCACGAUCGGUUACAACCAAUCCUUCGGCGUCUUUCAGCAGUACUACCUCUCGCCCAGCCAAGACGUCCUGAUCCCCUCGCCGGCCUCGCAGGUCUCGCCGCCGCCGACGGCGCUGCUCGCCUUCGUAGGCACGCUGUGCUACGGGCUGACCUGGGCCGGCGGCAUCGUGGUGAAUCCCGUGAUCGCCCGGCUCGAGCACGGGAGCUGGGCUUCCGCCACGUCCUCGACUCGGCUCUGGCGCCGCAGGCUGCUGCGCCUGCUGACCCCGCGCGUCAUCACCGUGUCGGGAGUGCUCGUCACCUCUGCCGGCUUCGUGCUGGCAUCCCUCAGCCGCUCCGUAUGGCAGCUCCUUAUCACACAGGGCUUUCUGGCCGGCAUGGGCAUGUCGCUCUUGUACUUUCCGCUCUUGGCUCCGGCGCCCGAGUACUUUACCAACCACCGGGCUACCGCUCUUGGUUUUAUCCUAGCCGGCGGAGGCGCGGGCGGCCUCGUCCUCUCGCCCGUCAUUCGAGCGCUCCUCAGCUCCAUUGGUGGCCGCUGGACUCUCCGGCUCUACGCCCUCUUCAACCUCCUUGCGGGGCUACCCAUCGCUUGGACGGUUCCGCGGAGCCGGUUCGCGGUAGGGCGUAAUACUGCGGCAGUCUCCACUCCCGGUCACCGAUUGUCGGAAUCCCCCGAGAGAAGGGAGGAGGAGGAGGAGGGGCAGCAGCAGCGGGGGUUCGGCACGCACGUGUCGCGGGCGCUCGCGUCGCGACCGACCUUCCUGCUCUCGGCAGCGGCGGCGUUCCUGCAGGCGGCGGGCGCGCAGCUGCCCAUCGCCUUCAUCCCCUCGUACACGGCGGCGCUGGGGCUGGGUGGUGAUGGCGGCGGCAGUGGCGGCGGCGGCGAGGAGGAGGGCGCGUCGACCAUGGGCGCGACGCUGCUGGCGGCCAGCAGCGCGGUCAACGCGGCGUCGCGGGUGGUGGCGGGCUACGCGGGCGACCGGCUCGGGCGGCAGAACGCGCUGGUGCUGACGCUGCUGCUGGCCGCGGGGAGCGUGUACGCCUUCUGGCUGACCAGCGCGCUGCUGGCCGUGGAGGAAUGGGGGGGCGGCGCGUCGUCGUCGUUGUCUUCGUCGUCGGCGGCGGCCUGGUCGUCGUCGGCCUGGUCGCUCUGGCUCGCCUUCGUCGCCCUCUACAGCUUCUCCGUCGGCGGGUAUUAUGCGCUCUUCCCGGCCCUGGUGGCGGAUGUUUUUGGGAUCAGACACUACGCGGCCGUCAAUGCCUUCAUCCUCUUCGUGAGGGGGCUGGGGACUUUGUUCGGGAGCCCGGUGGGCGGGCAGCUGCUCGGGAGCGCAGCCGAGGGAGCGCGGGCGUAUACCAGUGUUGCCUGCUGGGACGGGGCGCUGCUGACGGCCGCGACCUUGUGCUGUGUUGGGGUCCGGUGGGCAGAUGCGAAGGGAAAAGGGUGGAGGUGGAUUGCAUGAGGCGGAACCGAACCAGAUUUCGUUUGAGGGCAAGGCACGCCUGCUUCCGACUUGGCCAGCAAGCAGGCAUAGAAGCCAGAGAAGCGCCGUAUCAGAAGGCUAUAAAUAUGAUAGUGUCCC